Messenger RNA from Hyla sarda, 4249 nucleotides. RefSeq names its product interferon alpha/beta receptor 1-like. The record is from RefSeq and is a predicted model, not a curated record. NCBI's taxonomy places the organism in Eukaryota, Metazoa, Chordata, Amphibia, Anura, Hylidae. Bases 55 to 1368 code for a protein of 437 amino acids. Gene Ontology annotation, molecular function: protein binding. The transcript has 9 exons.
UCGGAGGGAUGGGACGAGGAGAGUGAAAUAUCGGGUUUGAUAGAACGGGAGGACAUGGCGGGGCGGCUUGUCUCCCUGCUUCUGCCUGUUACGUGGAUAGCCGGCAUGGCAGUCGGCAAUAGAGAGAUUACACCUCCGCCCAGCGUCAUUGUCCAAUCCAGUGAUGCAUUAGUAAUAGUAAAGAUUUCAGUGCCAGACACAAGCCCAUAUUUUGUCUUGAAAAAUUAUAAUAGAACUCUCAGAAGAAAUGGUUCAUCUGAGGAGAAUUCGGAAUUUGUCAAUGCAAACCCUUUUAUCAUUUCACCCAAUGACCUUCUUCCUGAGCAAACGUAUUGCCUGACGGUUCACGUGUGUUACAACGGCGUAUGUGAGUCGAGUCCAAUUGGCCCAGAAAUAUGUUUUAUGGCGCCUGCCAAAGGACCACCGAAUAAUCUGAGAAUGGAGGCGCUAGACUUAAGUUAUCUACUUAAGUGGGACUGGAACUUUACCCAGUCUCCAAAUGCCACAUUUUCUGUGGAAAGGUGCACCUAUCAUGAUGGAAAAUGCACCACAAUAAAGGACUGUGAGAACAUAACAAGUACUCAGUGUUACUGCUUAGGAGUGCACUUCAGUGGAGAGAGUAUCCUCCGUGUUUCUGUGUAUCACCCCCAAAGGGAAGAGAAGAGCUCCAAUAUUAUCCUGUUUAAUCCAACCAUAGACACAGUUUUGGGGCCUCCAAAAGAUUUGAUGAUGCGAAUUGUAGGCAAUGAAUUGGACAUUAAUGUGAGCACACCUGAAGGAUUCAAAAAUGAUGAAAUCCGUUGUUUGUGUGACCGGUGGACCACCCACCUGGAAUAUUGGACCAACUCAUCACACAGUUCUGAGGAUAAAGAGGAGCCAUUUUUCAAGAUAAAGUCUUUAGAACCCUCCACAACGUACUGUGCCAAAGCAAAGAUGCAAUGUGCGGGUAGUAAUAGGAGCAGUCAGUACAGCGAGGUUUAUUGCAUCACGACAGAUCCCAAGUCUUAUUUGUUUGCAUGGAUAAUUGGAUUCGCCUUUUUGGGAAUAGUUGUGAUUUCUGUCGUUGUUUACAUCUGCUUAUUCCCCUUAAAACGUUACAUAAAGCAUAAAUUCUUCCCACCCAGGAGACUGCCAUCGUGCAUUGAGAAGGGUUUUGGGGAGUCGUCCUUGGAUUGUAUCAAGCAUCAAUUUUUAUCGCAUGAAGAAGAGCCCAUGGACCGGUGCUACGUUGCCCAGGACUCCCAUACAGAAGAUUUGGGGCAGAUGAACAAUAAAAAUGCAUCUAAGGCCAACAGCCAGGAUUCUGGGAAUGGUUCAAAUGAGGGUCAAACCUCAGGGGAGACUAUCAGCAGUGACGCCAACGUAUAGCCAUGGCCCAACACAAGGUUCUCUAGGAUAUUUUUAUGCAACGAUUUUUCCAACCAAGGCAGAAGAACCCUGACCCUGGGGCAAUUUCCCUUUCAGGAGAGAGGAGAGUGCUGCGCAGGUUCUCACCAUCUUGUUGCAGAGGAGAUAGGACCAACCGAAGCUAGGCCAUCUUGCUCCAUGGACACCUUGUGUCUAGUCAUGGCCAAAUACACAUCUCCUAGUUCUUUACUAUAGAGUAAAGGAGUACAGCUGUUACCUUUUUUGCCAACCAGAACAGAAGGGCCCAUCCUUGCCCUAACCUUGACCCUUGAGAUGAACUUCUCACUCACUUUUUGCUUAUGGUUUACCUUCUCUAAAGAAGUAGUUCUGCACAGGUUCUCACAACCAUGUUGCAGAGGACAUAGGACCAGCUGGAGUUGGGGCCCUUUCUCCAUGGGCUACAUUGUGUGCCUCUAUGGUACUAGGAUACCACAUACUAUAGUACAGAAUACAGGUAUAGUAAGGCAGCUGACCUCAGAUCACACCAGAGCAGUCAUUUAUAUACAUGUAGUGCUGACAUAUUCCAUACAGGGAUUGUCCCAUUGGUCACGAUUCCCAUUAUGGCUAUCUAUCUAACCUCUGUUUUUGGAGUACUCAGAGGAAAACCGCACAACGUACAAACUCAAUGCAGACGUUGCCCUGGUCGGCUUUGAACCCGAGCCCCCGCCGCAACGUAACAGCUCUGACCACCGAGACAGAGCGCUGCCUGUGUACUUCAUACUAUGCUGGAUACUAUGGAUACUGUAUAGCAGGGGUACUAAACUAUUUUUAGUGAGGGUCCGUUUAUCCAGGUCUGCCAUCCGGUGAAGGUCCAAGCUGAAUGCUAAGGCCUGGUUCACACCUAGCGGCCUCAGUGCCAUGAAGGAAAUAGCAAACGAGCGAAGCGUGGAGGAUGUAUGAUCUGAAUACUGCCACACACUGUGCCCCUUUGAUUAUAAUUCUGCCACACACUGUGCCCCUUGAAUAUAAUUCUGCCACACACUGUGCCCCUUGAAUAUAAUUCUGCCACACACUGUGCCCCUUGAAUAUAAUUCUGCCACACACUGUGCCCCUUGAAUAUAAUUCUGCCACACACUGUGCCCCUUGAAUAUAAUUCUGCCACACACUGUGCCCCUUGAAUAUAAUUCUGCCACACACUGUGCCCCUUGAAUAUAAUUCUGCCACACACUGUGCCCCUUGAAUAUAAUUCUGCCACACACUGUGCCCCUUGAAUAUAAUUCUGCCACACACUGCACCCCAGGAUAUAAUCCUGCCACACACUGUGCCCCCUGAAUAUAAUCCUGCCACACACUGUGCCCCCUGAAUAUAAUUCUGCCACACACUGUACCACCUGAAUAUAUUUCUACCACACACUGCACCCCAGGAUAUAAUCCUGCCGCACACUGUGCCCCCUGAAUAUAAUCCUGCCACACACUGCACCCCUGAAUAGAAUUCUACCAUACCCUGCACCCCUGAAUAUUACCCGUGGUAUAUUACUGCCACACACUAUUCCCCUGCAAUAUUACUUCCACACGCAAUGCCCCCAAAUAACUUUUCCACAAACACUGUGUGCCCUGUACCAACUAAUUGUACCUCUGUGCCCCAGAGUUGUUUAUGCCACUGUGCCCCCAGAAUUAAUUAUGCCACUGUGCUGCACAAAAUGAAUGAUGCCACUGUGCCCCCAGAAUUAGUGAUGUCACUGUGCCCCCAGAAUUAAUGAUGCCACUGUGCCCCCAGAAUUAGUGAUGCCACUGUGUCUCCAGAAUUAAUGAUGCCUCUGUGCCCCCAGAAUUAAUGAUGCCACUGUGCCCCCAGAAUUAAUGAUGCCGCUGUAACGCACAAAAUUAAUGAUGCCGCUGUGUCCCCAGAAUUAAUGAUGCCGCUGUGCCCCCAGAAUUAGUGAUGCCACUGUGCCCCCAGAAUUAAUGAUGCCACUGUGCCCCCAGAAUCAAUGAUGCCACUGUGCCCCCAGAAUUAAUGAUGCCACUGUGCCCCAGAAUUAAUGAUGCCACUGUGGCCCCAGAUUUAAUAAUGCCACUGUGCCCCCCGAAUUAAUGAUGCCACUGUGGCCCCAGAAUUAAUGAUGCCACUGUGCCCCCCGAAUUAAUGAUGCCACUGUGGCCCCAGAAUUAAUGAUGCCACUGUGCCCCCCGAAUUAAUGAUGCCACUGUGCCCCCCGAAUUAAUGAUACCACUGUGCCCCCAGAAUUAAUGAUGCCACUGUGCCCCAGAGUUAUUUAUGCCACUCUGCCCCCAGAAUUAAUGAUGCCGCUGUCCCCAGAAUUAAUGAUUCCACUCUGCCCCCAGAAUUAUCGAUGCCACAGUCCCCAGAAUUAAUGAUGCCACUAUGCCCCCAGAAUUAAGGACGCCACUGUGCCCUUACAUGAACUUUGACACUGUGACUCUCCAUCUGUUGCAAACUACAACUCCCAUCAUACACAGACAGAAGGUCAUGAUGGGAGCUAUAGCUCUACAACAACUGGAGAGUCACAGGUGGGGAAACACAAAUAUGUACUUCAGAACUUUGUCUCCUCGUCCCAGGUCCCGCUCUGCUCCGCUGCUCUGGCCUCUUCUUGUCAGGCCUGGCCAGAGCGGAUGAUGCAGCAGACAGUGCUAAUCGUGCCUCCUGCAUCACAGGAGAAGCGCCGGGCAGGAAGCACAGCGUUCCCUCGCUCCGGGCCGCAACUAUUCAUUUGUAUCGGAGUCUUAAAGACACAGCUACGAAUGAGAGAUCCAGCCGGAAGUCCGGAUGACUGGCAGCUGCGGUCCUCCAGUUGAAUAUCCCUGCUGUAUAGUAUGCUGAACAGUGCUCCAACAACCUUAUUACCCUAAUUCCUAGACCAGUGUUUCCCAACCAGUGUGCC